Messenger RNA from Acanthaster planci (crown-of-thorns starfish), 4947 nucleotides. RefSeq lists its product as uncharacterized. The record is from RefSeq and is a predicted model, not a curated record. Lineage: Eukaryota; Metazoa; Echinodermata; Asteroidea; Valvatida; Acanthasteridae.
AUGGCCGUCUGAGCUGCGCGGAAACAGUACACAAACGAAGUCUCGCGACUUGACAGCAGCGAAGUUUAAGGCAAAGGAUUUUAUUUAAGGCCUAUUUCUAGAAUUUUGCCGCGAUCGGAGAAGAUCCAUGAGAAUUAAGCAUACUGCAGGUGUGCAUGUACUCUGGUACAUGUAUGUGCGACGGCCAUAACCAUGGUACCUGGCUGAAGCCUGCCAGGACGUGCAUGCAUUUGAGAAGUGAACUGCAGUGUAGACUACAGUGCACGACUAUCUGAGUUCCACCUGAGUUCCUGAGCCAUCCUGCCACAAUGUUUAAGAGUGAAUUUCAGGGUGGGGCCCACGUGGAGGUCUUCAGUUGUCAAGGCAAGGAACCACUGGCUAAAUGGAAGCUGACUGGCUCGGCAUCAAUUCACAAGGUGUAUGAAAAAGAGGCCAAGAGUUUUGUGCACGUCUUGGAAGGUGCCGGUACUAGUACCAAGAUACAGCUGCCGAAAGACUCCAAGCUUACUUUGGCCUUGGUUCAGCGAUUUCUGGUAGUCCAGGUUUUUGUGCCUCUGGGCCAGGAUUUCUCUGUAGAGCUUGGCGUAAGCGACAUGGGAAACAACAAGCGGCGGUUACUGUUCUCCACGGCCCAGAAGGAGAUUGCUGCCACCCCACUUCAUGCCAAGAUACCGCUGACGAUAGUGAAGAGGGCAGUGUGGUUAAACCUGUGCAUUGACCUGGUCUCCAUUGUCAGUGAGGCAUUCCGUGGACAGACGUACAAAGCUCUGGAUAGCCUCAUAGUGUGCGCCAGCUGUCACCUGCGCAAGAUCUUCACCAUGAAGACCCAACCACCUGACGAUACCGAUGAUGAUGACCUGUACGACUGCAGUCCACCCACAAACAACACAGAACUGGACGGCAUCCCUAAAUCUUGCCAGUUUGCCGCAGACGUGACAUGUCAGACGCAGGUGCUCAACAUGAGUAAGCUCAGACAUGCCGAGUUCAAAUUGAGACCAGACAGCAGGCCUUGCUCCUCAACUGAACCAGUGGAUCUUAACUCAAGCAUGAGAGGGCGCAAGGACAGACCCAUGCACAUUGCCUUCGGCAGCAAGGUGCCUGUGCCGGCCAUAGGAGCAGGGAAGAAGCCAGCAUCAGCCGGCAGUCAGAGAGAGGGCAGUGAGAGUGCCAGCAGUAGAAGCAGUCGGUCCUCACACUCAAGGGCACAGAAGCAGGAAGGGGAUCCACUAGCAAGUGAAAGGAUCGUGUCUGCUAAAAAAGAAGUUGAUACGCUGACUGUGCACAGCCGUCAGCGGCAAAUCUCUGAUCCAGGCACUGACUUGGCUGAUCUGGAGACACGUGUGGACAAAGGUACGCUUAAAGGAAGCAAUACAUGGUCAGCUGGGUCAGAGGCCAGCAAGGAAGACAACUUUGUUCAGCCCCACCCUCCCCGUCAGAAAUCUGGGGACAAAUCCCGGCGCGUGGUCAAAGUCCGGCCCAACAGCGGGAAGCGGGAGCGAGGGGACAGCCAGUCUGCCGGCAGCGACACCAGUACGUCGGGCCGGGGCGGCUAUGACCAGAGCAGGUACACUGGCAGCAGCUCUCAGAGGAAGGACUCAGAAGAAUCCAGCGACGUCGACCGACCGAGUAGGGUGUCGGACGCCGCCAUCUUGAAGUACGCCUCCUCGCGGAUCCAGGCAAACGCGGAGGGUGCAGACAAUGGGGACGGGGGUCAGGGGUCGGACAGGCCGAGACCCCCCGCAGACAGCCUGUCAGAAAGCGACGACCUAGCUGGCAGGAACCCCAAGAAGGGGCGUGUCCAGAGGCGGAGGAAGAAAGCCGACCGGCCUCUGCUGAACCGGAUGGACAGCCUGUCGGAGAGUGAGGAGGCACAGAGGCAGAAGGAGAAGGGACGGGGAGAAGGAGGGGGCAUGCCAAAAAGUGGGCGUAAGGAAAAGAGGGAACCUGGAGGAUCAUCAGGGACAGAACCACCUUCAGGUGUAAGAGACACUACUGGUUCUAGAAUCACUGAUGUACAUUCAUUGGCAACACCAAGGAGUGCAGAGGAGUACAGAAACCACACAAGACCUAAACCGCCUAAUGCUUCAAAACGUACUAACAAGCAGACAAGGGGGGAUGCAAAUGUCCCCUCGACAGACAGUCAGUCCAAGGAAAACGGGAAGAUCUACACUUUCACUUCACCACCAAGGUCAGCUCCGCUUAGACCGAUCGAGAGGAACCGACACCUGGAACCCAAGAAACUACAGUUACAGAAGAUCUCAGAGGGCCCACCCAAGUUUUCUCCGACACCGCCACCCCCGGUGGAUGGCGAGUACCCCACCCUCCGUACCCCCUCACCACUAAACAGCAUCAAUGGAGACAGUCCGAGAAGUCGCUAUAAUGCAAUCAUCAGGAGAACGCCUAGCCCCAGGCAGAUACGCUCGCCCCAUCCCAGCUCAUCAGGGGAAUUCCCAGAUCACAAGAGGGACGACUUUGACUCCCCAAAGCCCACUGCAAGUGUCUCUCCUCAACUAACAAGGAAAUCCCUGCUCACCACCAGUGCCUUGGAGUCACACGCGCGGGCGUCAGCCGUCUCACCGGUCAGGGGCUCUAUCUCCAGGCUCAGCAUACACUCCAAGAGACUGCGGGAGAUUCCGAGGAGUGACCCCAGACUCUCCGACGAGUAUGACUGGAUGAGAUAUCAGUCUAAUUCCUCCUCCCUGGCCUCCUCGCUAGAGGCUAACAUGCUGGCCAGCCUCCGACGGCAACAGCUGGAGGAGAUGUACGAGGAGGAGCCAGGUGACGAGCGCCAGCGAGCCAACAACAGCUUCGACAUUCACAACUACGGUGAUGAUGACCUCAGCAGCUCCAGCGAUGACACGGCGACCACCUACAGCACCUUCAGGCCUCCGGAUGCUGCUCUUAGAGCUCACCGCUACCAAGAUGAGAUGCAUUUCCCAUCCAGCAAUAACCCCCUCAUGCAGUCCAACCCAAGGGACUGGUCCAAUCUCUUCAGCCCACCCAUCGUCCUGCCCAGCGAGAAGCUGAAAGCACACCAGGAGGCAGUGAUGCUGUCACCAGGCAAGGACAUGCCCACAGCAUUCAGAACGGACAAAGCGAGGACCAAGUCUACAAGUAGUGAGGACCCGAGCAAGGUGUUCACCGAGAGCGAAGAGGAUGAGGAGCUGGACUUGCUGUACGACCCCUGCCUAAACUGCUACUAUGAUCCAAGGACGGGCAAAUAUUACGAACUGAAGUGAGCUUAGAAAAAGGUGAUUAUGACCUGAAACAGGAGUGGCCUGCAUGCGGGAAUGAAACAGGAUUCCAUGCAGGGCAGUUAUUUUAAUAGCCCAUUGCAAGUCUCUACAAGUUCAUCACAAGUCGUAUCCAGUCUGAAACCAAGUCACAAGCCAGUCAAUUGAAACGCCACAAAACCAUCCCAUGUGACUAGAUUUGUUGCAAAACUUGUGAUGGCCUCCACUACAGUCCAGGUACUGUGCAGUCUUGAAAUAACCUUGUAUUAAACCAAACUCUCCAGGUGUAUUUGUUGAGAAACUCUAUUCUUAAACUGUUUGGGAGUCCUGUGACAAGUUCCUCUUAUGCAGUCUUUUGAAAGGGAUGGAGCGCCGUUGUAUUCAGUGGCUGGGCUGCACCCUCCCACAAUGCAGAAAAAUCUUCCAAAAUGCCCCUUGGUAGAUUUGGAAAGAUCUGACACGUCAGGAAGUAAUUCUCUGGAUAACAGACUGACAUACAUGUAUUGGACUGGAUUUUUACAACGUAUCCUGUUCCGUCAUAAGUUGUAAUGGGACAGUUAGCAAGUUUGGAACUAAACUCUAGAGCUGUGUCUCCCUCUGUUGUUGAGAUUUCUUUUGAAAUUUGAACUCGGCAACAAUCAGAUUAUGCCAUGUGUUGUCGUGGUAAUAGACUGACACCUGUGCAGCCUUCCUUUUGUUUGGAGUAUAAAGUGUAAGAAAAACUUAUUGAAGUUGGCAAAUAAAAAAUUGUAAAGAUAGGGGCUCGUGCCAUUACUGUUGGGCAUUUUCCAACAUCAGUGCCUGCAUGGCAGUGCCCAACACAUUUUUUGUGAAGAACACAUUUUGAAGCCCCCAGGUUUGGAGGAGAAAUUACGAAAAUAUUACGCAGCUGGUGUAGUAAGUAUAUUUAUAUAUACAUAAUGUACAUAUAAACAAUGAAGUAUUCCGGGAGCUUAAUGUCUCAGAAAUGAGAUAGUAAUCAGUAACCAAAUGAUGCCGGCAACUCUGCCAAUUUGAGGGAAGCAGGUCACUACUAUUCUUUAUAAAUCUAUGUGGGACUCUGCUCUUGCAAGACAUAAAGCAUCCACUGUGAAGGGCAAUAUUUAUUACAAAAUAGUACAAUAUACGUGUACAGUACAUAGACCAUGGUAGCACUAAAGAUAAAUUGUAAAUUUUUUUGAGCUGGACGAGUAUGUGCAGAUUAUUUAUUGUCACUCAUAAAACUAAUAUUGCCAACUCUUUCAGCGUAGUAUGUAUUGUGGAUACCAUCUGUGCCUGUUAACUUUGCUUAUUCAAAGCUUUAUAUGUCAGGAAUGUAAUUGUGUUCAGGGGCUACCCCGAUUGCUAGUAACUAAACUGUAGAUUGCUUGCUCCUUGGUUUAAGCAGGCAAAUGGCUGUCAGUCUAAGAGAGGGAAUGGCACAAAGUUUACAAAGUGAAAUUGCACAAUGAAAUUGAAUUCAUAAUCUUUUCUCUUCUUACUAUAAGGGGUCAUCCGUCCUCGUUCUGAUGUACCUCACACAUGUAAAUUACACGUAUGUUUCUCUUUGAAGUAAUUUGUGUAAAUUUUGUGAAAUGUACAGAUAAUAAAUUAGAGAACUGCUUAUUUGUGAAGAGAAAAACUGUUCUCGAGCUGUGAAAUGUCCGAGGUAUGCAUAUUGUAUCUAUAUUUGCAAUCUGAGAAUUUUUGGCAAGAAUUUUGAUGUAUUUGUGAU